Molecule: messenger RNA, 2335 nt
Organism: Manis javanica (Malayan pangolin)
Lineage: Eukaryota; Metazoa; Chordata; Mammalia; Pholidota; Manidae
Source: RefSeq, a predicted model, not a curated record
CGCGCGGGUACUGCCCAAGGGGGACGGGGCUGAUACGUCAUUGCUAAGCGACAAAGAUGCGCUCGGAGCCAGUCCGGUGAAGGAGCGGAGCAGACGGACGCAUCGAGGUACCUGCGGCACGGGCCACAGCUUGCCAGUUUUCUCCAUCCAAGAUAGCCCCUAUGGAUGCUCCCCUGGGUUGAAGUUACUACUGGCCAUCCCCCAGUCAGACCUGGCAUCCCAAGGUGAAGACACAGAGAGUGCUUUGUGCCAGCCCAGUGACCAGGGAGUGACGACAAGAGGGAAGGAAGCUGUGUGAUGAGAGAUGAGGACCCUGAGCUCAUCCAGGUCCCAGAGAUCCAGGCUCCCAGAAGCUCCCAAGGCUUUGGAUAAAGACCCCAACUCCUCUGAAGUGUCUGAGGAGUCCUGGCCAUCCAGCUCAGGGACCUCUUCUCCACCCAGCACCACUGAGGGACAGAUGGGAGCCUCCCCACCACCCACCCUGAUUGACAGUGGGGACUCUGUAGUGGCCAAGUAUAUAAACCGAUUCCGUCAGGCUCAACCCACAAGCCGUGAAGAACGCCAGCCUGCAGGCCCAACCCCAGCUGACUUUUGGUGGCUUCGGCCUGACUCUCCAGACCCCAACAGUCCAUUUGCAGCAGCAGAAACCAGUAAACCAGAAGGAAGACCCAACAAUGAAGUGCCAACUCUUGCCAAGGUUGUCAGUGCAUCACAAGUUAAGGCUAUGGCUCCCCUUCAGGAAAUAAAGCAGAGCCUCAACACAUGGAACUCAUCCCUGCUGGACCUGGAGACACUGAGUCUGCAAAGCAGAGCCGCCAUGCUGCUGAAACGCAGCAGGGCUUCUGUCUCAUCCUCCUCCCUCAGCCUCAGCGGUACCAGCAGCUCCUCAUUCCCUAUCAGCUCUGAUGACCUGUCUCCCUUCUCCAUGACCUUCACCCCUGACUCCGGCCAGGGCUCUGACCACAAGGAGCACAGAACCCCAGCACCCACCCCUAUCCCUGCUUCAGCCCCUGUCUCCUCCCGGGCACCCCUGCGGCCAGAGGAUGACAUUCUGUACCACUGGCGGCAGCGUCGGAAGCUUGAACAGGCUCGGAAGCUUGAACAGGCUCCAGGAGGCCAGGGCGAUGGAACCUGGAUGUUGCCCCAGACCCCUGCCCUCACCACUGCAAGCUCUCCGGCUCCUGCAGAGACAGUUGGUUCCCUGGGAACUCAGCCUACCUGUCUUCCUCUUUGGGGCAAUGUGCCCUGGCCUGCUCCCCAGGGGACCUUCCAUGUGGAAAGGGCUCCUAUUCUCACAGGAUUCUCUCCACACAUCUUUUGGGGUCCCAAUCCCCAUGGGUUCUUCUGGGCCCCACAGUCCGGUCCCUGGGUAUCUCUUGGGGCCAUUCCUCCCACGCCCUCAGCAUCUGCCCAGGUGCCUCCGGCCUCCACUCUUGCCCCCCAGGGCCCACCCACCCCUGUGCCAAGCAGCCCCGCCCAGUCCGAGAGGAAGGGCCCGAAGCCCCGCAAGAGCAGAGGUCCCCGCCAGGAGUCUGCUGGGAGAGUCACGGCCGCUGAGCAGGGGCCUGGCCCGCAGCUCAGAGGUGCGCUGGGCCAGGUAGUAAAGGCUCGGCUGUUCCCAGACCGCUUGGAGGACACGCCCCCUCGCCUUGAGGGUCCACCUCCACUGGAGACUGAAUCUCUGAAAGUCAAGGCCACACACCACCAUGCCAAGGUUAUGUCCUGCCCCUCAGAAGUAAUGCCCCCUCCGUCUGAAUCACGGUUUCCAUGGGCAGAGACCCCUCCAGGUCUGUCUACUACACAGCCUCGAAAUGUCAAGGCCGCACCUCCCCUAGUGCCCUCAGUGCCUAGGAAGGACAAAAAAAAAGACCCUCCCUCAGCUGAAGCUGGGUAUCUGCAGCCCAGGGUCCCGCCCCCUCCAGCUGAGGAGGUGGCCACUUGGGUCAAGGCCCCGCCAUCUUCACUCAAGGCAGGGUCUCUUGAGGCCUUGGCCAAGCCUUCAUCCUCCACUGAUCCUGCCCCCUCAGGGGACCUGCUGUCCCAGGCCAUUUGGCUUCUGCAGACUGCCGAAGACUCUGAUGGCAGCGAGUUCCAGGAUGACCCUGUACUGCAGGUGCUAAGGGUUCAACGGGCGGAGCUGCGGCAGCAGAAAAGGCAAGUGGAUGCCCAAUUAUCCCAUCUGCUGGACCACACUGAAGACCCAGGGUCUUGGUUUCCUCCAGCCAGGUGACCCUCCAGGUCCCCAGUGAGGCAGCUGCGGAGGGAAGGAGCCUAUCUUAAGGCUAGACAACUGAAUUGUAUAAAUCCCAUUUUUCCCAAUAAAAUAUUUUUUUCC